AUGAAAUUUCCAGGCCAACAUCUUUUGCUGGCCGGUGGCCUAUCUGGAGCUUUUGCAAGCCCAAUGGAAUCGAAGGUCGCAAAGACUACCAAGAACUUUGUGGUUUUUGGUGAUUCCUACUCGACUGUUGGAUUCUGGCCUGGAGGACAGCUACCCUCAGCCUCGAACCCCAUAGGAAACCCAGGAUUACCCGGCCAAACAACUUCUGCCGGACUCAACUGGGUCGGCCAUGUCACUUCGACCCUAAAUACGUCGCUGAUAUUGACAUAUGACUUUGCCUACAGCGGAGCAACAGUGGAUAAGAAAAUUGUGAACUCUUGGGCACAAUAUUCAUUCUCGGACCAGGUGGGACUGUACAAGCAAUACGUUGCGCCCAAGAUCAGUAAUGCCGACACCCUCGUUGCCAUCUGGAACGGUAUAAACGAUGUCGGUGAGGCUUUUUGGAGUAAGACAGGAGCAUUAGUUACUGAAUGCGUGAAUCGUUACUUUGAGCUUGUACAAACCCUUGUUGAUGAUGGUUUCAAGAACUUUGUCUUGCUUAGUAUCCCUGCAUAUGCAGAUCAGUUCCCGAAAAUGAUAGGCCAGCCAUCUGCUGAUCUAGCCCGACUCAGGGCCGACAUCAUAUCUUAUAACAAAGCCUUGAAGGACAAAGCUGCUGCCUACUCUUCAUCUCACCCAGGAGUCAAACUCCAGAUCUUCGACACCAAGCCUUCAUUUGAUCAAGUGAUCAACAACUAUGCUUCUUACGGGGCUAAAGAUGCCACAUGCUUUGGCUCAGCUAAUUGUCUUUGGGCUGACGAUUAUCAUGCGAGUGGAGCGAUUCAUAAGUUGCUCGCCCAGAAUUUUGUCAAAGCCGUGCAAGGUGCUUUCGUGUUCUAG
Fusarium sp. VM40 is the source of this 879-nucleotide messenger RNA. The record is from the annotation of a GenBank genome assembly. Lineage: Eukaryota; Fungi; Ascomycota; Sordariomycetes; Hypocreales; Nectriaceae.